Molecule: messenger RNA, 1616 nt
Organism: Salmo salar (Atlantic salmon)
Lineage: Eukaryota; Metazoa; Chordata; Actinopteri; Salmoniformes; Salmonidae
Product: lecithin retinol acyltransferase b, tandem duplicate 1
Biological process (GO): vitamin A metabolic process; retinol metabolic process
Cellular component (GO): rough endoplasmic reticulum
Molecular function (GO): phosphatidylcholine-retinol O-acyltransferase activity
Source: RefSeq, a predicted model, not a curated record
GUUGAAAGUGACCGGCGACCUGAAGAAGAUGAUGAUAGAGGAGCGUGAAGAACUUCCCGAAAAAACAAGGACAAGGAAUCUCCUACAAUAAAAAUGUUGGAUUCGUUCACAUUACUCUUGGAAAAAGUGUUCUUCCUCACUCACCUCAAUGUCUUCAGACCCAAUGUGUUGUUUUCAGACACAGACAGAGCGAGGGAGAAGAAGAGAGUUACACAUCACUGCGAGAAAGAGGGAGGUAGAGAGGGAGUCCCGGAUACCUCCUCCGGCGCCGUACUCCCAGACUCCAUAUACCAACGGGGAGACUUGCUAGAAGUGCACCGGACUUUAUUCACUCAUUUCGGCAUCUAUUUAGGAGACAACCGGGUGGCGCAUCUGAUUCCGGAUAUUUUGCCACUUUUUACAUCGGACAAGCGUUUCAUUCAGGUGAUGGUAACAAACAAACGUUUAGUUCUCGGAGUUUUAUCCAAGCGCGCCAGCAUCCGGGUGGACACUGUUGAAGACUUUGCGUACGGCGCGUCAAUUCUACUGAACGCUAUGGACACUACCGUGCAGAAACGACCGUUUGAUGGCGAAGAGAUCGCGAGUAGAGCGGAGAAACUGGUUGGGAAGACACCGUACAGCUUGCUUUGGAAUAACUGUGAACAUUUCGUUACUUAUUGCCGGUAUGGCAUUGCAAUCAGCAUUCAGACCGACAAGUUCUGUAAUUGGCUGAAAUCUGUCAUCCGGGAUCACAGGAGCGUUCCGCUGACGGCGUUCCUGGGAAUUCUGUCUGUCGCCUAUCUGGGAAUGUCCUCCUACACCGCCAUACCCACCCUUCUCAUCCCCUUCACCCUCUGGAUGGCUGGCUGAUUCUGGAAAUUCAAUAAUGGACUUGGAAUUUUGGGAAUUAUGGGAAUUUUUGGGGAAUUUUUAUAAUAUGUAUAGAAAUGUAUGUUGUGUUUUAAACGGCUCCAGAAAUGGGCAGCAAUGGCAGCGUUAUGACAGCGUUAUGACAGCGUUAUGGCAGCUUUAUGACAGCUUUAUGACAGCGUUAUGACAGCGUUAUGACAGCGUUAUGACAGCGUUAUGGCAGCGUUAUGACAGCGUUAUGGCAGCGUUAUGACAGCGUUAUGGCAGCGUUAUGACAGCGUUAUGACAGCUUUAUGACAGCGUUAUGGCAGCGUUAUGACAGCGUUAUGGCAGCGUUAUGACAGCGUUAUGGCAGCGUUAUGGCAGCGUUAUGACAGCGUUAUGGCAGCGUUAUGACAGCGUUAUGACAGUGUCCAGCUACAUUAUCUCAUUCUAGUAUGGCUAUUUUUUUUUUCAAUAUUUUUCAGAACACUUAAAUAGCAGUCAUUUUCAGUUUCUGUACCCGUCUCUAACCAUGGACACUUUGCACAGAAUGUCUUUUUCACAUUGUUGUCACGUCCUGACCAUAGAAAGCUGUUAUUUUCUAUGGUAGAGGAGGUCAGGGCGUGACAGGGGGGGUUUAUUCUAUGUUUUCUAUGUCUAUGUUGUUAGGUUCUAGUUUGGGUAUUUCUAUGUUGGUUUGUUUGAGGGUGAUCUCCAAUUAGAGGCAGCUGGUCCUCGUUGUCUCUAAUUGGAGAUCAUAGUGAAGUAGGGGUUUUUCUUCCUGG